AUGCUGCGCAAAAGGGAGUCCUACACGCAUUUCACGCCGAUCCCCGCCUGCGUGCCGCGCCAACUAGCGCUGGACAUCCUACACAGUCAUGGCGAGAUCAUCACCUUGAACCCCCUCGUUCUAUCUUACCAGCCCAUCGCCGCACCCCGCGAUGCCGCCGCCGACGAAUUCUACUUCUCCUGGUACGAGAUCGUCGAACGGGUGCAAUACCUGCCGGGCCUGGGCAAGAUUGGCUCCGGCAAAGUGAAUUUCCACGGCUGUUUCCACAACACAGACUGGGGUCUGGAAACGCACACCUUCGUGCCUCUGGGCAUCGAGAUCAAGAGCAGGUGGCGCAUUGCGGGAAACCAAGUGAACGAGCCGCGGAAGUUUACGGAAUUCCGACAUGAUCGCGCGCCUGAGAACGGCCUCUAUCUCCAGGAAGAUAUUGAGAUCAAUUGCAAUAUCACCUUGGUGUCCUUUGUCAAGGGUCAACUCAAGGCCGCGUCGAAGGUCCUGGUCGACCGGUUGAUCAAAAAGGCGGAGCUACUGGAUGCGGGAGUCUUGCAGGGGUAUGUGGAAGGUGGAAGACUCAAAACGAUCAAUCCGGCUGAUCGGUCCUCGGUGGCGCGGUCGGACUCGCUGUUGUCGUCGUCGAGGAGACAUUCGGAUAUGGGCUCGUUGAGAUCGUACGAGUUGCCUCGGUCGCCGACGGGAUCCAUCCGGGAGCAGUCGGCGUAUUCGCCUUCAAGAGGGUCGCAACGUGGCUCGGCUAAACAGGGGUUUGUUGCUGAGUUGCCGGCGGAUUUCCAUCAUCGCCAGCCAUCGCAAGAUUCGCCGAAUGAUCGGAGCAGAAAGUAUGCGGCCGAACUGCCGGCCACGAUGGAGAGCCCGGAAGGGUACGUCCCGUCAAAGCAUGGAAUCCAGGAGCUGCCGCCGGGGCGUCAGUGA
Penicillium diatomitis is the source of this 930-nucleotide messenger RNA. RefSeq lists its product as uncharacterized. Lineage: Eukaryota; Fungi; Ascomycota; Eurotiomycetes; Eurotiales; Aspergillaceae. The transcript is spliced from 2 exons. The record is from RefSeq and is a predicted model, not a curated record. The coding region runs from base 1 to 930 and encodes 309 amino acids.